AUGCUGCACGCCGUGUACCGUGUGGGCGACAUGGAUGCGACGAUCAAGUAUUACCAGGACUGCUUUGGCAUGAAGCUGCUGCGCUUCCGGGACAUCAAGGAGGAGAAGUACAGCAACGCCUUCCUGGGGUACGGCCCCGAGGAGACGCACUUUGCCAUGGAGCUGACCUACAACUAUGGCGUGGACAGCUAUGACCUGGGGGAGGGCUUUGGCCACUUUGGCAUCGCCACGCCCGACGCCUACAAGAUGGUGGAGGCGGUGAAGGCCAAGGGCGGCCGCGUGACUCGUGAGCCGGGGCCGACCAAGGGCGGCAAGACGGUGAUUGCCUUUGUUGAGGACCCUACUGGCUACAAGUUCGAGCUGAUCCAGCGGCAGACAGAGAUACCGGAGCCGCUGGCGCAGGCGGGUCGCCAGGGCCGGGGCGCCGGCGCUUGUGGCUGCGCCUUUGUGAUGCUGCGGGUGGGUGACCUGGACCGCAGCAUCAAGUACUAUACGGAGGUGCUGGGCAUGCGGCUGCUGCGCACGCGGGACAACCCGGAGUACAAGUACACGCUGGCGUUCCUGGGGUAUGGGCCGGAGGAGAGCAGCACGGUGUUUGAGCUGACCUACAACUAUGGCAAGGACAGCUACACCAAGGGCAACGCGUACGCCCAGGUGGCGAUCAGCACGCAGGAUGUGUACAAGACCGGGGACCAGAUCAAGGCGGCGGGUGGAACCGUGACGCGGGAGCCGGGGCCCGUUCCGGGCAUCGGCACCAAGAUCCUGGCCUGCACCGACCCAGACGGCUACAAGAUCGUGCUUGUGGACAACGAGGACUUCCUUAAAGAGCUGGAGCAGAAGUGA
Chlorella variabilis is the source of this 843-nucleotide messenger RNA. RefSeq lists its product as hypothetical. The record is from RefSeq and is a predicted model, not a curated record. Gene Ontology annotation, cellular component: cytoplasm. The coding region runs from base 1 to 843 and encodes 280 amino acids. Gene Ontology annotation, molecular function: metal ion binding; lactoylglutathione lyase activity. The transcript has 12 exons. NCBI's taxonomy places the organism in Eukaryota, Viridiplantae, Chlorophyta, Trebouxiophyceae, Chlorellales, Chlorellaceae.